Molecule: messenger RNA, 609 nt
Organism: Triplophysa rosa
Lineage: Eukaryota; Metazoa; Chordata; Actinopteri; Cypriniformes; Nemacheilidae
Product: alpha-enolase-like
Exons: 6
Coding region: 154-609 (151 amino acids)
Biological process (GO): glycolytic process
Cellular component (GO): phosphopyruvate hydratase complex
Molecular function (GO): phosphopyruvate hydratase activity; magnesium ion binding
Source: RefSeq, a predicted model, not a curated record
CUAGAUUCUACUAGGUUAGUAUAUUUCUAUGGGCCCAAAUGUGCACUGUGCAGUGAGCAUACUGACUUAACGAAUUUGAGCUUGAACCAUCAAGCAGUUUAAUUCACGUAGAUUCUUUCAAUUUGUCCUUUAGUUACACCGGCUCCGAGAAGCAUGUCUAUCCUGAAAAUACAUGCCCGUGAGAUUUUUGAUUCUAGGGGUAAUCCCACUGUGGAGGUGGACCUCUACACAGAAAAAGGUCUGUUUCGAGCUGCUGUCCCAAGUGGGGCAUCUACUGGAAUCCAUGAAGCUUUAGAGCUAAGAGACGAUGAUAAGUCCCGUUACCUGGGCAAAGGUGUAUCAAAGGCUGUUGAGCAUGUGAAUCAAACUAUUGCACCUGCGCUGAUCAGCCAGGGAAUCACUGUAGUUGAGCAAGAGAAUAUUGACCAGUUCAUGCUGGAAUUGGAUGGAACUGAAAACAAGUCUAAAUUUGGAGCAAAUGCCAUCCUGGGUGUGUCCCUGGCUGUGUGCAAGGCUGGAGCGGCAGAAAAAGGUGUUCCUCUCUAUCGCCACAUCGCUGACCUUGCUGGAAACCCAGAGGUCAUCCUGCCUGUCCCGGUGAGGAAUUGA